UGACACCCAGGAUAACAGGGAAAAAAGACACCAGGACCUCCAUUGGAUGAGAAUUGCACUGACUGAACUGGAAUCAGAAGGAGGCUGGCAAGAAACAAGGAGGACCAGAGGGAAAGAGCAAGGACAACCUACAGAAGCCUCUCCUUUGAGACCGUGUAUGAAACAGUGAAUAAAGCCCUCGCCCACCUGUGUACUUCACUCCAGCAGAUGCUUAGCAAGGUGGAUCUUGAACGCACCUUCACGUUUCGAAAUUCAAAGCAGACCUACUCAGGGAUUCCCAUCAUCGUGGCCAACAUGGACACUGUGGGCACGUUUGAGAUGGCAGCUGUGAUGUCACAGCACUCCCUGUUUACAGCAAUUCAUAAGCACUACUCCCUGGAUGACUGGAAGCUCUUUGCGGCAAAUCACCCAGAAUGCCUGCAGCACGUAGCCGUGAGUUCGGGCAGUGGGCAGAACGAUCUGGAAAAGAUGAGCAGCAUCCUGGACGCGGUGCCACAGGUUAAGUUUAUUUGCCUGGAUGUGGCCAAUGGGUAUUCAGAACAUUUUGUGGAAUUCGUGAAACUCGUCCGUGCCAAAUUUCCCGAACACACCAUUAUGGCAGGGAACGUGGUGACAGGAGAAAUGGUAGAAGAGCUUAUCCUUUCCGGAGCAGACAUCAUCAAAGUGGGAGUUGGACCAGGUUCUGUGUGCACCACCCGCACCAAGACGGGAGUGGGCUACCCCCAGCUGAGUGCAGUCAUCGAGUGCGCAGACUCUGCCCACGGCCUGAAGGGCCACAUCAUCUCUGAUGGAGGCUGCACAUGUCCAGGGGAUGUCGCCAAAGCCUUUGGAGCUGGAGCCGAUUUUGUCAUGCUGGGAGGGAUGUUUUCAGGUCACACAGAGUGUGCUGGAGAAGUGAUUGAGAGGAAUGGACAGAAGCUCAAGCUCUUCUACGGGAUGAGCUCAGAGACGGCCAUGAAGAAGCACGCAGGAGGAGUUGCUGAGUACAGAGCCUCCGAGGGGAAGACUGUGGAAGUGCCUUACAAAGGAGAUGUGGAAAACACUAUCCUGGAUAUUCUUGGGGGACUGAGGUCCACUUGCACCUACGUGGGGGCCGCCAAACUCAAGGAGCUCAGCAGGAGGGCCACGUUCAUCCGGGUGACCCAGCAGCACAACACCGUGUUCAGCUAACCCCGGGAGUGAAGCGGCGUCCUGCCCGAGCGGAAGCUUCCAAACCUGCUCUUCCCAUCUCCCUCCUAGUCUGCUCGGGCUGAGCUUCUGACUGCUGCUGAAUGGUGGAAUGCUGUGUGCUGUCUCCACCCUCCUGCCGCCUGGAGCUUCAGUGCCCUCUCGUGUGUCUUCUCGGGGACCCAGACGCAAGGCACUGGUUGGGGCAACGUCAGAGCCCUGCUGCCCAGAACUCAUAACCUCAUUGUUCAAACCGACACUUGCACCUUUCUCUCUUUUUUAAAAGAAGAUGGUUUCACUUUAAUAUAAUGCUAUUAUCUUAAGA
Messenger RNA from Callithrix jacchus (white-tufted-ear marmoset), 1492 nucleotides. RefSeq names its product guanosine monophosphate reductase (gene GMPR). Gene Ontology annotation, cellular component: GMP reductase complex. The record is from RefSeq and is a predicted model, not a curated record. Lineage: Eukaryota; Metazoa; Chordata; Mammalia; Primates; Cebidae. Gene Ontology annotation, molecular function: GMP reductase activity. Gene Ontology annotation, biological process: nucleotide metabolic process.